AUGUCAGCCACCCAUGUGACUCCGACCUCGACAGUCAGUUCAUCCUCCCCGGCCGAGACUCAGACCAGGCUCAGCUACCAUGGCGUCGACUGGUCAUCCGUCAUCGUUGAGGAGCGCGACAAUAGAAUUGUGUAUAAGGAUUCUCAUGGAAAUGCCAAGCCACUGGAGCACAUUCUCGUUGAAGCCGGCGUCAACAUCGUUCGACAACGCGUCUGGACUGUUGAAGGCGAUUACGGCAUACAGUACAAUCUCGAACUCGCGAAGAGAGCCACUGAUGCCGGGCUCCUGUUUGGGCUCAAUCUUCACUACAGCGACACUUGGACAAACCCUGGCCUGCAAGAUAUUCCCAGCGGCUGGCCCCACGACAUCGACAACCUCGAAGCUCAAUUGUCUCGUUACACUUCUGAGGUAUGCGAGACUUUUGCGGCGGCGGGGUUGUAUCCUGAAAUCAUGACCAUAGGCAACGAGAUUGUCGGAGGCAUGCUUUGGCCGACUGGCAAAUUCGACCAACCCGAGAACUUGGCGCGCCUUCUGCAUGCCGGCGCGAGCGCUGUUCGAGCAUCUUCUCUCGGUAACCACACCAAGAUCGUUACUCACCUUGCUCACGGAUACGACCAAGGCUUGCAACAUUGGUUCUACGACAUGGUUCUCGGCACAGGGCUCCUCGACGUCGACGAUUGGGAUGUGAUUUCGGUAUCCUUCUACCCAUUUUGGGGUGAAGGAGCGACCAUGGAGGCACUGAGAAGCACGCUUACCAGCCUGUCCACCCAAUACGACAAGGAGGUCCAAGUUGUCGAGACCAACUGGCCCACGCAGUGCUCGAACCCGGAAUACCCUUUCCCACCAGACCAACUUGAUAUUCCACUCACCCCAGCCGGUCAAGUGGAGUACAUUCAGCGACUUGCGGCAACGCUGAAGCAGUGGCCUCUUCAUGACAAUGGCCUGAACAAAGUAGUUCAGUGGGAUCACUACAGUGUCAAGGUCAAUGGUGAAAGACUAUUUCUCUGGUCCGGCGAGCUUCAUCUUUGGCGGAUUCCUGUUCCGGAGCUAUGGAGAGACAUACUUCAGAAGAUCAAAGCUGCCGGAUUCAAUGGCAUUGGACUUUACGAACAUUGGGGCUGGCAUGCACCAAACAACGAGACUCUUGAUUUCGAGACUGGCGCCCAUGACUUCGCAAAGGCUUUCGACAUGGCCAAAGAGAUUGGUCUCUACAUCGUCUACCGACCUGGGCCUUACAGCAACGCCGAGGCCAAUGGCGGGGGGUUCCCAGGCUGGCUCACCACCGGUGAAUACGGGCCUCUCCGCGAUGACGAUCCCAGGUACACCGCAGAGUGGACGCGGUAUUCCAAAGCAGUCGCAGACUACGUAAAACCCCAUCUGGUCACGAAUGGGGGUCCAGUCAUCAUGUGGCAGAUCGAGAACGAGUAUGGAGUUCAGUUCUUGAACCCAGACUUGAAGACGCCCAACCAAUCCGCCAUCAACUACAUGGAAUUACUCGAAGAGAACCACCGCGAAUGGGGUAUUGAUGUCCCUUUCACGGCCAAUAAUCCGAACAUGUGGACACGAUCAUGGUCCAAGGAUUACAGCAAUGUCGGCGGUGAGGCAGACAUCUACGGGCUUGAUCAUUACCCCGCAUGCUGGACUUGUCAACUCGCCCAAUGCCUGGCUGUCAACGGAGCUGUCGAGCCCUACACUGUCUUCGAUUACUACACACACUUUCAGGGGGUGUCCUGGACCCAGCCUUCUUUCUUGAUGGAGUUUCAAGGCGGCUCUUUCAACCCCUGGGACGGCCCAGCAGGCGGAUGCGGCGAGAACAUGGGCCCGACCUGGGUGAACCUCUUCUACCGUCACAACCUCGCCCAAAAGGUGUCGGCCGUCAACAUUUACAUGUUGUACGGAGGCACUAAUUGGGGCAACAUUGGAUUCCCGGAAGUCGGAACCAGCUACGACUAUUCCGCUCCUAUUCAUGAGAGCCGGCUGAUCGGAGACAAGUACAACGAAGGAAAGUUGUUUGGUUUCUUCAUGCGCGUCGCUCGCGACUUUGUUAAAGUCGAGCGGAUCGGCAAUGGCACGCAGUACUCUGACAACCCGGACGUAUAUGCCACUGAACUUCGAAACCCGGACACAAACGGCGCCUUCUACGUGACCCGCCAUGCAUACUCUCCAUCUACCGAGCUUUCUCAGUUUCGCUUGCGUGUUUCCACCGAUAUUGGCGACAUCACCAUUCCUCAGAACGGUCUCAUCACUCUCGAUGGAAUUGAGUCCAAAGUUCUGGUGACAGACUUCAGGAUUGGCUCUACCGAGAAGAAGGUGACGUACGCCACUGCCGAGAUUCUUACUGUUUCCGAUCUUGGCAAUCGUCAGAUCCUGGUUUUCUGGGCCCCUCGAGGAGAGGCAGGCGAGUUCCUGCUGCAAGGUGCGACAUCCGGGAGGUCCAUCAACAACAACAGCGACAUCCGCUUGACUCCAACCAAGGAUGGUGUGAUCACAAAUUUUGUUUCACAGAGCCAGAUGUCCAUCAUUCGAUUUGACAACGAUGUGCAGGCAGUCAUCGUUGAUCGCGAAUCGGCCUUCAAGUUUUGGGCGCCAACACUUAACAACAACCCCUUAGCUUGGGAAAACGCCACAGUCUUGGUUCAUGGUCCAUACCUUGUCAGAACGGCCUCCAUCGACGGAGAUACCAUCCACAUCACCGGCGACUGGAGCAGCGAGACCAAGAUAGAGAUUUGGGCCCCUGAGAAUGUUGUCCAAGCUACCUUCAACGAAAUUCCUCUCGAGGUGACUAGAUCCUGCCACGGUACUCUGACUGGCACUCUCGCCGCGACAGACGUCACGAUCGAAAGUGUACAAGCCCAGCUUCCAGAUCUUGGCGAGUGGAAGGUUGCGGAUGGCCUUCCCGAGACGGAAUCAUUAUACGACGACUCUCGCUGGACAGAUGCUGACCACACGACAACUCCGCACUUCGUUCCGCCUGACACCUACCCCGUCUUGUUCGCGGACGAGUAUGGCUACCAAGCAGGCAACAUCCUGUGGCGCGGCCGCUUUAACUCUACAGCGGAGAACAUGCCGACAGGUGUCUACCUGCGAGUCAUCGGUGGUCUCGCAAGCGGCUUCUCUGCCUAUCUCAACGGCGAGUUUAUCGGAGCUUGGCUGGGAUCCAUGGCAAACAAGACAGGAGAACUCCAGGCGUCGUUCGAGGCCGCCAAGGUACUGACCGACGCGGAGAAUGUACUCUUCGUGAUCCAAGACACGAUGGGCAAAGAGCAGCGCGAAGCGGCUCCUGACCCGAGAGGCAUUCUCAACGCUACACUCAUUGCAGCAGGUGGUUCGGGUGUUCCUUUCACCUCGUGGAAAGUCGCCGGAAACGCCGGCGGAAACCGUUUGAUAGAGCCGGUCCGCGGCACUUACAACGAGGGCGGUCUCCACGCUGAGCGCCUGGGGUGGCACCUGCCUGGUUUUGACCACAUCAGCUGGGAAUCUGGUUUGCCGGCUGACGGGUUUGAAGGGGCCGAUGCCCGUUUCUACAGAACGGUCGUUCCCCUCGAUCUCCCCGAGGGACACGAUAUCAGUCUGGCGUUCGAGUUACACACUGCUCCGAAGGCUAAGUUGCGAGCCCAGCUUUACGUUAAUGGUUAUCAAUUUGCCAAGAUUCUACCUCACAUCAGCAACGAAUUCACGUUCCCAGUAUUCCCCGGUAUUCUCAACUAUCACGGGGAGAACACCAUAGGACUCAGUGUAUGGGCCAUGGAUACGGCAGGAGCGGCUGUUGAGGUGAAGUGGAAGGUUUUGGGAGUACACCGUUCGUCACUGGACCUGUCUUUCGACAGCAGUUAUCUGAGACCAGACUGGGAGGACCGAAGCCAAUACGCUUGA
Messenger RNA from Colletotrichum karsti, 3873 nucleotides. RefSeq lists its product as uncharacterized. Gene Ontology annotation, biological process: pectin catabolic process. The record is from RefSeq and is a predicted model, not a curated record. Bases 1 to 3873 code for a protein of 1290 amino acids. Gene Ontology annotation, molecular function: glucosidase activity. The transcript is spliced from 8 exons. NCBI's taxonomy places the organism in Eukaryota, Fungi, Ascomycota, Sordariomycetes, Glomerellales, Glomerellaceae.